GGAAUAUACUAAAUAGAUGAUAUCCAAUUAAGUAAACUGCUCGUUAAAGGUAUUAGAUAUCGUUACCGAAUAUGGAGUGAGUGUUUGUUUGAAUCAAUCAGUACUUGUCAUCCUAAUAUCGCAGCAUUUUAAGUUUGUUUCGGCAUGUCGCUUAGGCCGGACCGGAGUGUAGGUAAUGUAAUAAAUCUUGCCAAUCAACUAGCAUCGUCUGUUGGGAUCAGUACACUGGAAAGCAUAUCUGAAAUCAACAUAGAUUUUUUUGAAUCUAUACUGGAAAACAUCAGUGACUUCAAAAGUGAUGCUACUUUAGACUACAAAACUCGAUGGAACUAUCUGUUGCAAUCACUUUCCAGCCUAAUAGGCAUUCCUCUUGAGUAUAUAUCCAUCAGAUAUUUACGCAGAUUCGAUCUCAAUGUUCUGCACAGUCUUCUUGAAAUAAUUGACCUAUUGACACAAAACAUUCUUGUUCAGAAAAACGCUUUUCGAACGUUAAAACAAGCACAUAAUAAAAGAACACAUCCAGAUGAAUUGUAUCGAAUUGAAACGGUUUGUGAUUCUCACUCUCAACAAAAUUCUUCACUUCACGAAUCGCAAACUUAUCUGGAAUCACAAUCAUACGAUAACAUUGAAUGUAAUUUACACAGUAUGGAUAGAACUACAGCAGGUAAUAAUACUACUAGGCUGGCUUAUCUUCGAGAACAACCUGGUAUUCUGUUUGAUGAAAAUAAUUCAAAAUCUGAUGGUGCCUCUACAUUAACCCGGUCAAACUCAUUUAAUAUUGAACAGAUAAAACGUUCUUCUCUGAACAAUUACAACUGUGGCUGCAAAAGUGUAGUUAAAUUACAUGCCAAACCUCUAGUGGAUCCAGUACAUGUCAAAACCAGUAAGCAUUCAACUAUACCCCAUCCAAUCAGUUUUACUGAAGAAAAUGAAAAUCUGUCUAAUCAGCUGUUCCAUGAAUUGUUAGAUGCAUUUCCUAAAAUAGAUUUAGAUGAACACGAAGAGCGCAUUUUGCGCAAAAAGGCAUUAAGUGUUAUGAGACAACUCUCAGGCAAUGCCUCUGCUGGUCUAUCCCCUAUUUCUAUUCCCAAAUCUGAGUCACAAAAGAUUGAAGAACGACAGAGACGUCGUCUUGCACAGUUAGUUCGUCAUGAUCGUCAAAUCGAAAAUCUCAGACAACAAAGAGCAAGUGAAACUGUCGAGAGACGUAUUCGAGAAGAAGCUAGAGAGCGAAAACUUCAACUGAUUAGAGCUCGCAAAUAUUUUGACGAAUUUGUCCGUGAAUUUCGUCUGAAAAAAAUUGCCAAGAUUAAUACUGAUGAACAGAUAUUUCGACAGUUUUUCCAACAAUUUGUUCAAAAACAAAAAGAAUAUUUUAUUGAAAUGCGAAAACUAGAACGAGAAGAAAAUCUGCAGAAAGAAGAACAACGAAGGAAAAUUAUGGAAUCUUUAGAACACGAACAUCGUAUUCGCUUAGAAUUAAUGAAUGAAAAGUUAAAUAAAGAACGAGAUGAACAAUCAAUUCGUAUGCGUGAAGCACAAAAAAUUCUAAAAGAAAAUAAACGAAAAUUGCGUUGUCAACUGGAAAUGAAUUUACGUGAAAUGCAGGCGGCAUUUCUAAACAAUAAAGACAGUGCUCAUUUUAGAGAACGAGAUGCUAAAAUGCUAUUAGCGUCAAAAAAAUAAUUUUCUAAAGUAGCAUUAAAUGAUUCUUGUAAAUUGUAAAGACAUAUCUCUGUCAACGGCUGUAUUUAAAUAUGACCCAGUACAUAACAAA
This is a messenger RNA of Schistosoma turkestanicum, 1777 nucleotides long. The record is from the annotation of a GenBank genome assembly. NCBI's taxonomy places the organism in Eukaryota, Metazoa, Platyhelminthes, Trematoda, Strigeidida, Schistosomatidae.